Messenger RNA from Varanus komodoensis (Komodo dragon), 1427 nucleotides. It is a transcript of the gene BRCC3, whose product is annotated as BRCA1/BRCA2-containing complex subunit 3. The record is from RefSeq and is a predicted model, not a curated record. The transcript is spliced from 8 exons. Gene Ontology annotation, cellular component: BRISC complex; BRCA1-A complex. Gene Ontology annotation, biological process: double-strand break repair. The coding region runs from base 133 to 918 and encodes 261 amino acids. Gene Ontology annotation, molecular function: polyubiquitin modification-dependent protein binding; metallopeptidase activity; cysteine-type deubiquitinase activity. NCBI's taxonomy places the organism in Eukaryota, Metazoa, Chordata, Lepidosauria, Squamata, Varanidae.
GGCCUAGGCGGAAGAGUUCGCGUAUUAGGUUGAUUAUUAGUCCGUUUGCUUUGCAGUUUCCUUGUUCUCCUUAUCGAGAGCUGCAGUAGCUGCAGGGGCGGCGACAGCUCCGGAGGAACGACGCAGGUCGUGAUGGCGGUACAGGCGGCGCACCUGGAAGCGGACGCCUUCUUGGUCUGCCUGAACCAUGCGUUGAGUACCGAGAAGGAGGAAGUCAUGGGCCUUUGCAUUGGGGAGGUUGACACUAGCCGAAUUGUUCACAUUCACUCUGUAAUCAUCCUACGCCGGUCAGAUAAAAGAAAGGAUCGUGUGGAGAUUUCUCCUGAGCAGCUCUCAGCUGCUUCAACAGAAGCAGAAAGAUUGGCUGAGUUAACAGGGCGGCCCAUGAGAGUGGUGGGCUGGUAUCAUUCCCAUCCUCACAUAACAGUUUGGCCAUCUCAUGUAGAUGUCCGCACGCAAGCAAUUUAUCAGAUGAUGGACCAAGGGUUUGUGGGACUUAUCUUCUCCUGUUUCAUUGAAGAUAAAAACACGAAGACAGGCCGGAUUCUUUAUACCUGUUUCCAGUCCAUUCAAGCUCAAAAGAGCUCAGAGUAUGAAAGAAUUGAGAUUCCUAUUCAUGUUGUUCCUCACAACACCAUUGGAAAAGUAUGUCUUGAAUCAGCUGUGGAGUUGCCCAAGAUCUUGUGCCAAGAGGAGCAAGAUGCUUACAGGAAAAUCCACAGCCUUACUCAUCUGGACUCUAUAACGAAGAUUCACAAUGGCUCAGUGUUCACAAAGAACCUCUGCAGUCAGAUGUCUGCCAUCAGUGGCCCUCUGCUGCAGUGGCUGGAAGACCGCCUGGAGCAGAACAAGCAGCGGAUGCAGGAACUGCAGCGCGAGAAAGAGGAGCUCCUGGAGGAACUGGCUGCCUUGGAGUGACGAGAACGAAGGCCACGUAGCCUUGAAGACGAAGCAGCCGUCCUCCUUGCUGCUUCUCUCGCCUCCCUUCUCAUUGUGCAGUGAAGGCUGCCCCAAGUGGGAAGGGAUCUGCACUCAGACAAAGCGGCGCCUUGAGAGGACGGACACUGGAGGAUGCAUGUCAAUUGGGCAGACGAUGCACCUCAUUUUUCACACCACAAGCCUCAGAGCUAAUUGCACGUGUGCUGUGGGGGUGUUGUGUAGGUACAGCAGUCCUGGUCUUUUACAUGCACUCGGUAACAACUAACUGCCAGUGUUUCUCUCUGAAUUGCCCCAUUGAUGGGCUGCAGAUACGCACAUUUUCUCUCAUGUGUUGACUGAAGGAUAUUAUCUUUGUUCCUAUUAUGCUUCCAAGAAACAGCUGGAUCCAGUUGGUGAUACUAGCAGGGCAAGAAUUGUGUAUGUUUUCUGUCUUGUCUAUCUUUCAAACUGAAUAAAAGUCAGAGGGAAGAGAAGAUGACAGAACUGUA